GGCAAGAAGCGCUCGCGCCUCACGAGUGCAGGACUGGCCCUGCUCCUAAGUCUACCUGCCCGCCAAUGCCUCACUGAUAGACAGUAGUAGCUGCAAGGCAUGGCGCAUGAUGCGCUAGAUCAGCCCUUGAUCCCCUAUCAGCUCUCGCCGCCCGAAUGGAGACGAGCAUGGUCGACUACGACGGACGGUCGACUCGGCUUCCCUGGCUUCGGACCCCAUUGCGACGCAGCUCAGAGGGAACCCGACGAGUCUGAAGUCAAGGAUGGACUAGCUAACGUCAAAGUAGUGCACUCGGAGACAUUUUCAGCUCACCAGAUGAUCUACGACAAGCUCAGCAAGCCCGAUCAGCUCGUUCACAUGUCGAGCCUGGUGCAAGCCGUCUUGAGGGAGCAAACCCGUGCUCGAAGCAUCGUAGAACCAUCCUCAUUUCGCUUGCCCGCGCGUGCGACUCUGAACGAUCAGAAACGAGAUGCCUGGCUCUGUGAUCUCGCGAGUCCAGACGUGCCUCUUGCAAAGCUCUCCAAAACAGUACCGCAUAGCUUCAAGGGCGAGAAAUUGCUUAGCAUGCUUGUUCAACGGCGCGUGCCCAUAUCGCGCGCUCUUUGGUACAUCAAGAUCGUGGGCGCUUCAGACAUUGCCAGUCAGCGGCAGAAGCCCGGCUUUUCGGUCGCCACCUAUACGCGCGAAUUUACCGUGCAAAUCACCGAAAUGCUGCGCAGGCAGCUCGCCGAGAUCACCAUGCCGUCUUCUGCAUUGCAACCUCGGCCCGGCAUGAGCCUUGUGACGAAGACAAAGUCUAUGUUGAGCGAGGAGGAGCAGCGACUGCGGUGGACAAUGCGCGUUGCGCACUCUCUCGAGCUUGUCCAACGUCUGCAAACGGAAAACCUGCUCGACUUGUCUGUGCUGCUCGCCUGGAUCACUGAGCAGAUAGAAACGAUGCCUGCGCCGCGCGUUGUCUACGUUCUCGAGCUUGCCAUCUGCCUCGUGCACUCAUACGCUCGAUCUACCCAUCUCUCAAUUGCGCUUAUCAUUGCUUGUGCGAAGAGGAUGCUGAGCUCGGAUGAAACAUUGCCUCUUUCCAGACAGGGAAUCUCUUACUGGUCAGCACUCUUGCACAGACUAUUCGUCGCAGAUCCCGAGGUGUUCCUUUUACCCUCUCUUUGGCUGAGCCACAGCCCGCAGCUUGAGGCAGCUAUUCUGACAGGCUGCUCCACGAUACAGCAACAGACCGCGCUUGCUCAAGCCCUCAAGUGCAUAGCGCAGCGGUCGCUCUGGAUUACUUGUGCUUCCCCUAGCCAGUCGAUCGAAGCCAACAUCAACGGGAACGCAUUGCGUCCCCUAGACCUGCUCGACGGUAUCAAUCUGCAGACAAGUGACUUUGCAAAGCUCGCGCGCCUGUUUUUCGGUUGCCAACAAUCUCUGGUAGCUUCACUCGAGCUGUCGCUAGCUUGGGCUACGUCCCGGACUCGGUCUGGGAACUACCGUCAGUUCGCCGUCGCCAAGCUCAUGGCGGCUCACCUGCACUCGAACGGCUAUCUUGCCCGCGAUCUGCAGUCGACUUUAGCUGCUUGGUUGGACAAGAUGGACGCUUCAUCGCCAUGUCAGCCUGAUCUUGUGCUGACCGUCUUCGAUUGUCUGAUCUCGCAAAACGUGUUCGAUCUGGCAAUAUAUGGACAGCGUAUGAUUGCUAUGGGGCGCACGAGAAGGCGUCAUAGCUCAGAUUCGCCACGGAUCGAUAUCAUAGCAAGCUUGCAAAUUCUGCACGAUAACAAUCUUUCGAGCGCUGCUCUACGCGAACAGCUAGCACUCCUGGGACAAGUGGACGCCUCUGACAUGCCCGCUGUUGCUGAAUGGCUACAAGCUUGCCGAUUACAGCUCAGCGACUCAUCUGCGUCUCGAAGUCGUGCGACGAGCAUGAAUGUGUUGCGCAGGCACGUCAUCCCCCGCUUGCUCCCGCAUCUUAUCGCAGGAUCGAGUAUACACGCUACCGCCGAAUUGCUGCUGCUUUGUACGGCCACGCGCGACUUCCUGAGCUUACAAGGCUGCCUCCAGGCUCUUAGUAAGCAUUGUCGAACAGAGGAAUGUGCACUACUCUUGAGCGACGUAGUGCUCGGCAACCUGACUGUUCUCAAAAUCGUCGCUGUCGCCCUGGACGAUGUAGUCAAGGACAUGCUGACCAUCUGCUUCCAGCUACACCACAGUGGGCAUUGCUCUGCCCGUCUGACUUGUGCCUUGCGCCGUCCUGGCUUCGCCACAUGCAUCAGCGCGCAUGAUCGCGAAACCCUGAGCAGCUUGGUCCCCACGCACAUCCGACCCUCGCCCAUUGCGACCGUAUCAGAGCGCUUCAUCGUCAGCGCGGACGUGCUACAUGACUUGCAGGCCUUGCUACGAUCGCAAAUUAAUAUAAGUCAGCUCGGCAGCUCUCUGUGGCAUAAAUAUCGCGACUGCGAAGGUUCAGCAUCCAUCAUUGUCAAAGCAGUUAUACACUGGCUGUCGGAAGCGCCCAGCGACGGUGUCUUCGCGGAAGAUAUUGAAACAGUCCUCCUGCUCUUAGUCGAUCUUGACCAGCGCGUGGGCGAGAUCUGCCAACGCGAGGCCAAGCUUGCCUUGGCAGAUUGCAGCUCAGAGCGCACUGCGCCGCAGCUGCUCGCCUUGGCGCCUCGAUUGGUCGCGAAGGGUUUACUGUUGCUCGAAGAUGCCCUUCGCUAUAUCAUCUCACCAUGCUGUCUCGCGGUGUCGGGGUCGAGCCACAUCGGCUCCAUGACCACAGUCUUCACUUCAAGUCUGACUUUACUUCUUGCUCCGCAUUCGCUGCCAGCGAUCGAACAAGUGCGAGCGGACAGUGCAGUCUGUUCAUGCCAGCUUGACGUUCAGCUAGUCGCGAACGUGCUUGCUGAUCUCGACCUCGUCGAGGCUCGCGCAACUGGCUGCGAACAGAAUCUGUGCCGUUUGGUGCUGGCCAGCCCACCCUUCUUGAUCAACUUCCUGGCAAAACCAGUCGAAAUACUGGCCUCUUGGAAUCAGCGGCGGGAAGUCCACGGCUUAGAUACCCUCGAACCGCGGUUCAUGCGCGAGCUGGCAUCUGCGGCCGUGCAGGAGAGCGACUCGGACCUUCCGCCCUGCCAGUCCUGGCUAAGGAUUGCGCAUCGUUGCAAGAUCGAGCUCUUUGCCGACGCCCUAUCCAUCAGUCAGGAUGAGCACGCGAUGAGUAAAGAUAUGCUCUCCAAUUUCUCUUCCGAAGAGAUCGCUGCCCGUCUCAUGUCCGAAUGCUUGACCUCGCGAGAACCUCUCAUGACGCAUCAUCUAACAAACUUGGUCAAGCGCGAACUCGAAAUGCUUGGUCUGGAGAGUGAUUGUCAGACGUCAGCGCAGCUACUCGCCGCCCGCCGGCUGGUAUGUCUUGCGCUCAGCCUCUCUGCUUCUGAGCGCUUCACCCCGCCUGCUGCUGUAGAAUCUGACAACGUCAUCUUGAUUCGCUGCAUGACAUUGCAACUCAGACUUGGUGAGUCAUGUCAAGCCACAUCGACUGCUCGACUAGCGCAUCAGAUAGCUAUGCGCGAGCAGAGCUGUCUUGUGUAUUUCCUCGAUUGCCUGUCAGCUUGCUUCGAAGCUGUCGCUGGCAUACCGAAAGAGACUCAGGAACUGCUCCGAAUUGCACGAACAGCUCGCGAGUCAGCAACGAGACACGCUCUGCAUGGACCCAAUUGCGAGCGUGUUCUCUCCAGACUAUACAAGAUGGCGUUCUCAGCCGAGAUCGAUAGCCAACUGGGCCUGCUCUCCCAUAUUCGUGAAGAUGACACGAGCUGUGAGCGGAUUGACUUACCGACUUGGGACCUCAUCGAAUCGGUCGAAGCUAGCGCCAGCGCAGACAGCCUUACAAAAGGCCUGGCGAACACGCGCGCAUUGGAUCUUGCUGACUUUGACGUCAGUAUCUUGGACCAAUGUGUGGACCCGAGGACAGAAAACGAAGGCAGAGGGCUCGGCAAGCGUAGCACCUUCGAUUCCGAAACACCGCUGUUGACUGAUGCGUUAUGGGCGAGGGACUUUCGGCGCUCUCUCAGACCAGCGCCAAUCCUUGCCGCUCGCGUCCAAUCAGGAUCAGCCGCGGUUCCCGCUGCGGCAAAGCGCAAGCGAUGAGCUUCACGGGAAUCGAUGUAAUUAAUUGCUCUGCUCGCAGUCAGCUAUAUGAUUUUAGGCUACAAAGACGUUGGUCUUCUGUCUCCCACUUACCCUCUCCUUGGUAUUGUUGUUGAAUCCUUGGCGGCGCAAGCCCCAAGCUCUGUCGAUGCAAGGUCAAGCACGUUGUUGUCACAGCUCCUUGUUGAAGCCAAUCCUUGCAGUUUGUGGGAU
Mixia osmundae IAM 14324 is the source of this 4350-nucleotide messenger RNA. RefSeq lists its product as uncharacterized. Bases 100 to 4137 code for a protein of 1345 amino acids. Gene Ontology annotation, molecular function: transcription coregulator activity. The transcript has 5 exons. The record is from RefSeq and is a predicted model, not a curated record. Lineage: Eukaryota; Fungi; Basidiomycota; Mixiomycetes; Mixiales; Mixiaceae. Gene Ontology annotation, cellular component: mediator complex. Gene Ontology annotation, biological process: regulation of transcription by RNA polymerase II.